Molecule: messenger RNA, 1344 nt
Organism: Entrophospora sp. SA101
Lineage: Eukaryota; Fungi; Glomeromycota; Glomeromycetes; Entrophosporales; Entrophosporaceae
Source: the annotation of a GenBank genome assembly
AUGUUAUUAACCUCAAAUCCUAACCAUCACGAUAACGAACCUGGUAAUAAUACUAAAAAUACCGUUGCUAUACCUAACAAUAAUUCACUUAACAAAGAUAACACUGAUUUUAUUAAUAAUAACGCAAAUUACACUUCAGCAUCUUUAUUUCAUUGCAUUAAUAAUAAUAAUCUACUUCAAAGCCAACAACAACAUCAAACUAAUCAUAAUAACAUUUAUAAUACUAAAUAUUCAAUAUUAUUCCAAAAUAUCUAUAAUGAUAAAACUCUUCAAAACAUGAUUGAUGAAACAUCAUCAUCACAAAAUAACAAUAAUAAUCAUGAUUUACACACAGUCCGAAAUCAUCAAAAUAACAAUAAUCCCCAAUCACAAAAUGAAGAACUCGAUGAUCAUCAAAAAAUCAUAAAGCAAGAAAGCGUACAACAACAAAAACAGAAUAUACCAUCUGUUAGAUCAAUAGAAUAUCAAAAGCUUAUUCAAGAAUUAUUACACUCACCACUAGAACAGCAAACAUCGGAAUCGCCAUUACCGCUAGAAAAAUUAUCAUCGGAACCACAUAAAGAGCAUCAAACUCUGCCAGACCUUGAAUUUGAUAAAAACCAUAAAUCAAAAUUAAAUUCGCCUCCAUCCAAAACUAACUCAUCAUCUUCAUCAGCCUCUAGAUUAAAUUCACCCUCAUCCAAAACACCGCAAACACCACAAACUAACUCAUCAUUAACACCCUCAUCUUCCACGACCUCAAUUAAUAACAAUACAGUAGAUCAAUCCCAUAGUCUAUUAGAAAAUCUAACAUUGCUUAGAGUUUUCUUUUCGAUUUGUAAUCACUUAAACACCAAAUUUGUUUUAAUUUCACGUAAGAAAAGAAAAAGAAUGUUUAGCUCUUUAUUACGUGUACCAAUACUUAAACGCACAUUUGGUGCAUUUAAAGCUACCAAGGAAUCAGCAGACGAAUUGGUGGCAGAAAUGGCUAUAGGUGAAUUUAUAAGACAAAUGCCUGAAAUGGUAGCACAGGUUUUGAAAGACAAUGGAUUAUCUGAUUGUUUGGUGUUAGAAGAAAAUGAAGACACUUCUUCAGGAAUUGUUGUUAAAGAACAACAAUCUGAUUCAUCGUUAGAUGAUGUUGGUAUUAUUGAUCAGGACGAUAGUAGUAGUGGUGUGGAUGAGAAGAAUGUACUUGAGGAUACACACGAUGAAAACGAAGAGGGAGGGGAGUUUUCUAAAAAGACCAAUUUAGAAAUUAUACAUGAGAUUGAAAAUGAUGAUGAAAAUAAUGAAAAAUAUGCAUCCAAAAAUGAUAAGAUUUCAAGUGAUCAUGAUGACGAUAGUACAUUAAUAAAAAAAUAA